Messenger RNA from Pollicipes pollicipes, 330 nucleotides. RefSeq lists its product as uncharacterized. Bases 1 to 330 code for a protein of 109 amino acids. Lineage: Eukaryota; Metazoa; Arthropoda; Thecostraca; Pollicipedomorpha; Pollicipedidae. The record is from RefSeq and is a predicted model, not a curated record. The transcript is spliced from 2 exons.
AUGUACAGGACCAUGCUGCUGCUGGCUGUGGUGGCGUCCGCGCUGUCCUUGCGCCAGCUGGCCACGGCCUCGUCGCCGGAAAUUGUCCGUACCACGCGCGACCGGGAGGCCAUGUUCAAGACGCUACACCUACUGCGGGAGAUGGAGGACGCCUUCGGCAAGCUGUCGCGGCCCAGCUGGACCGUCGGGACAGGGCGUCAGCUAGGUAGUGAGCUGCCAACGGAAACCCUCUGGGUACAGAGACGGGCUACCGGCAGAAUUAGCCCCGAACAGUACCUGCGGCUGCUGAACAUCGACAGGGAGUACUCCCACCGGAGUAGACCUAGGUAG